GGCUUCGCUUAUGCUAAUAAAUCGAAUCCAAAAGAAAUAAUUGCGCACGAUGAUUGGCAAGAUUUUACUGGUAAAAUGGAAAAUAACAAAUCACCCCGCAAUUACCGAAAGUCAAGUUUUGAUUGUUAUGACGGUAUUUUAAGAACUGAUUGUUUCGCCAUAGAAACCAUGCGCGAUUGUGCGUUUAAUGCUGGUCUAAUUGAUGAUAAGAACAGUCGGAAUCUAAAAUUUACAACUGAGCCAACGUUUAUGGUGGUUGAUUGUGGCGGUGGUACGGUUGAUUUGACAACUCGAAAACUCUUGGAAGCUGAACAACUUAGUGAAAUCAUCGAAAGAAAAAGCGAAUUUUGUGGUGGAAAAUUAUGUCCAGUUAUUAAACAAUAUGUUAAAGGCUCAGAGCGCGAUAUGAUGGAAGAAGCAGAAUGGUGUGUCGAAUUGAACGUUAAAUCAAUGUUUGAUCCCGUGGUAGCACAAAUCAUACCAAGAAUCAAACAAGAAUUCAAUAAGAAAGUGAAGAAUAUAUCUGUACCUACACAUCCAAUGACAGCAAUUGUUAAAGGGGUAAGAACUGAUGUCGCUUGUAAUUGGAGAAAAGGCGACCCGCCAAGUCGAAAACUUCAGGGUGGACAAAUUAUCGAAUUUUCACAAUUGGCAAAACGUGGGACCGAAAUUUCUGUUGAUUCUGUGGUAAAUAGAAUAUUUAGUCCAGGGCAUAUGUUACAAGAUAGAAUGGGUCUAGAUAUGUAUUAUACCGAUAAAAAUGAUGCAAAGUUUUGCGAUUCACCUGGUGUAAAUUUACUCGCGAUAAAAAGGGCGGUAUUAUUUGCUUUAAGUUUUGGUGAGAUUGAAAUUCUCGCUACCGCUUUUAAUAUCGAAACUGGUGAAAAAUAUGAAACUACAUUCGAAUUGGAUAUUUAA
Molecule: messenger RNA, 918 nt
Organism: Funneliformis mosseae
Lineage: Eukaryota; Fungi; Glomeromycota; Glomeromycetes; Glomerales; Glomeraceae
Source: the annotation of a GenBank genome assembly